Molecule: messenger RNA, 564 nt
Organism: Vicia villosa (hairy vetch)
Lineage: Eukaryota; Viridiplantae; Streptophyta; Magnoliopsida; Fabales; Fabaceae
Exons: 3
Coding region: 1-564 (187 amino acids)
Source: RefSeq, a predicted model, not a curated record
AUGACAUACUUACUUAGUUCACUGACCAAGAACACUUUUACUUGGUUUACCAUGUUAGCUCCAAAUUCUGUGAGGACUUGGGAACAAUUAGAACGCGUGUUUCAUGAGCAGUUUUACAUGGGACAAUCUAAGAUUAGUCUGAAAGAGUUAUCUCUAGUUAAGAGAAAAUCGUCUGAGUCCAUAGAUGAUUAUUUGAAUAUGUUCAGGUUGCUGAAAGCCAAGUGCUUUAUCAAAGUUCCUGAAAAUGAGUUAAUCAAAAUGGGUUCGACAAAUCGAACGCCUAAAGAUAGAAAAGUUAGGGCAUCAAAGAGUCGUAAAAGAGAGAAAAUUGCUUACGUUGAGAAUGAUGAGUACCCUUUAGAAUGGGUUGAUGAAUACGUGUGUAAGGUGCUAAAACCAUCGAAAGGAAAAAGUGUUGAAGAACCAAAAAAUGAUAGAGUCACUACUAAGACAUACACGUUUGAUAUUACUAAAUGUGAUGAAAUAUUUGAUGUUUUAGUUUCAGAUGGGCAGAUUGAAUUUGGUGCAGAAAGCAUUGAAAUAUGGAAGGUUGUAGUUUGGUGA